AUGAAAGUAGCCAGCGGCGGCGUGGUGGGUGCCGGUGGAUGCGGGCGGAAGCUCGAGCUAGCCUGUGCUGCCCUUUCUCUCCCGUCGAUUCAAGCUGCAGCUCCUGCACUCCAUGUCCUCUUCCAAAUCGGCAAGAAGCUGCAGCUCGAACCUUGCUUGCAUGCUCUUAAGAUUACAAUUCACACUCACCAGCUUUGCAAGGGGGCCGCGCUUUGCGAGGGCGCGCCGCUCGCCGAGCUCACCGCGCCUCUGCGGGCCGGGAGCUCGAGCGGGUUCGAUGGACGCGAGCUGGCCUCGCGCCGGCGGACGCGGGCGGCCGGCGGCGUUGCGCGGCGCCAAGCUGGCCCGGCGCGCGGCCGCCCCUGCCCUGGUGCGCGGCUCCCCCAGCACGCGGUGGCCGGCCCACGCCUACCCCGGCGUGAGGCCGCCCUCGCCGGUGGCGGUCCCUGCCCCGGCGCGCCCCUGUCCCAGUUCGCGACCGCCCCUGCCCGGCGCGAGGCGGUCCCCGCCGCCGGCGGUCCCCGCCUGGAACCGAGGGGCGCGACGGGCGGGAACAGGAGGCGCGAGGAGCGAUCUGGGCGGCGGCUGGCGGCGUGUUGCAAGGAGGGGAGGCAACGGCCCCAGCUUUCUGCAGCAGCAACCCGACGGUCUCCCUCCUCCUCGCUUGCCGCGUCCCUCGGGAGGGACCUCGACGGCUCGCCCGUCGCCUGCUCUCCAGCAAGGGCAGGGGCAGCGCCUCCUCCACGUGCUGGGCUGGGUCGCUGGGAGGCCGCCCGCCUGCACCAGCGCGCGUUAGGCCUGGCGGCCUCGCGCGGCGGACGCUCGGUCCUUUCACGGAUCUCCGGUCACGGUGGCGGGCGCCUCUGCUCACGGCGGCGGCCGGACGUCCAGGCGAGCGCGGGCGCGAAUGGGUCCACGGGAUUGGGCGUUCUCCGGCCUGUUAGCAAGAAGGGCAAAUACGUCUUUCUCCACCUCCGUCAGCCACCAUAACCCUCUAUUCCAUCCAAAAGGGCAUACGGGUCACAACAAAAAAUCACGAGGGCAUACAGGUGCAACCAAACUUUUUAGGGGCACAGAGGUCGGCACCAUCUUUCAUAAGGGUAUACACGUAAAAGACUCACUAUGAGACAGCUUGCCCGGGUAAUGAACGUACUUCGUUUUCCCGGCAGCACCAUCUCCGAGCAAUAGCUUUAUAUAACCAUACAGUACCACAUUCGUAUAGAUUAGUACUAUGUGCAAAGAUGGAUUACCUGGAGAGGUUAAUUGGCAUUGCCAUGCCCAAUUUUUCAGGGCAGAACUUCAGGGAGGAACAAGUAGAGGAAAUAGGUUUGAAGUGGCUAGAAAGAUGGUGCGAUCUGUGCACGCAAUUCUCGGAUUCGUGCGAUGUGGUUCGAAGCCAGGGAGGUGAGAGUGUUACUCUUCCGCCAGGGCCUCUGAAAGUUCUCCCUGAGACAACAUAUUUCUGCAUCACGAGGGAUUACUGCUAUCAUCGUGAGUACAUGACCAAAGCAAAUGAUGCAAGUCUUCUCUCUGAGGUUGUCAAGCUAUAAAUCUAAAUCCUAUCCAAUAAGUAUUUAUGGAAUAUUCGCCGUACGUGAUGACUUGAAGCCGUUGAGGAAUUAUGUCUUUAACCGUUCGAGAGACAAUCCUGUCAUGAUUCAUCAGGAUUCCCUAGCCCUGCCUCUUCGUAGCCCUUGCCGAGGAAUGUAUGUAGUGGAUCGUGCAUUGUUGGAAGUUGAUCUUUGGGUGAAAAAGGAAGGAGAUGGAUCAACUGAUGAACAAUUACUUUCUAUGUAUGUUGAGAUUGACUCCGGUUCUAAUCUCAAAAAGACGCUCACAGGACGGAUUCACAGUGAAGAUUGCAUCUUGGAUAUGGACUACAUGUUCCUUGCAGUGGGUGUUGAAGUAGUUAUUCAGGUGUUCACAGCUGUUGACAGUCCUCAUCAUGUGAGAUUCUUUGCUUCCAGCAGCUGUUUUGAUAAAGAGAUUGUGAUUUUUUAGGGCAAUUGUGCCAAGAAGGGCGAGCUAUUCACACAUACUGUUGCGGUGAUGGCAAAAGCAAAUUUGAGUGUUUGCUUGGAAUGGGAGAAUUCAGUUCUGGAGUGGACGUUUAAGGAUGGAGAGCUUGGAGCUAUAAGCUAUCCUGAUGACAACUCCAUUCCGUUUUAUGUAAGGGUGUUCUUUUCUCCAAAGAAACUGGAAUUCAGACCAUCACGAGACCAUGCCUGAAAAGAGAUGUGUUGAAACAAGGGGAGAAAGCUUCCAGUGGUGGAUUGCUGAAAUUGGCCAUUUUGAAUACAGGAAAGUAAAAGCAACUUGUGGUGGAUUGUUGAAUUUCCUUUUGUAAGCCCUUUAUCACAAAUGGGAGGAGUUUGAUGUAUGACUUUUGUAGCCAUGUGUGGCUCAGAUACUGUAAUCAGCUAUGUUCGGUGCAUGUAUGACUUUACACAAAUGGCAGGAGUUUGAUAUAUGACUUUUGUAGCCACUGUCGCUCAAAUAUUCCAAUCAGCUAUAUUCAGUGCAUGCUCUGCGUUAUGUUUUGA
Molecule: messenger RNA, 2543 nt
Organism: Panicum virgatum (switchgrass)
Lineage: Eukaryota; Viridiplantae; Streptophyta; Magnoliopsida; Poales; Poaceae
Product: translation initiation factor IF-2-like
Exons: 3
Coding region: 1-990 (329 amino acids)
Source: RefSeq, a predicted model, not a curated record